UUUCAACUGCAUAAUAAGAAUCGUGUACCAUAAAUUCAUUGUCAUGGAACAGUACAUUGGCUAUACUAUGGAUUAUUGCAGUUUGUUUACAUCAAUUUCCUUGAUGUUAACAUUGGCCCAGUUACAGUAGGCAUAUAAACUCCUGCAGUGAUAUUUCCUGGUUUAGACCAAUACAUGUAAGCCUAUAUACCGGUGUGAUUUCUUAUGUGUAAAUGACUUUUUGCCUAUACUAGUAAAGAAAGGUUCUACCAUGGACGAGGCAGUCAAUAAUUCAACUACACGUCCCGAAUUACAGGAUUUAAUCCACGACAACGCGUGGCUGAUAACUCUGCGAUUCGUGGUCGUGGGUUUUGGAAUCGUGCUCAACAGUGUUGUCACUGGAGUGUUCAUGUACACACGAAUGUACAGAAAGUCAUUACUACACGGAUUAAUCGUCCAACAAUCGUUCGUGGAUUUCUUUGGUUGUUGUUUCUUUCUUAUAUUUUAUAAUCAAGACGCACCGAGUGGAAACUGGGGGAGAGCUUUUUGUAGAUCUCGUAGUCUCUUCUGGUUUGCUUCAUCAACGUCAACGUACAAUCUUCUGAUAAUAACCAUCGAACGAUUUAUUGCGGUCGUGCAUCCAAUAACUUACAGAAAAAAAAGCAUUGGAAAAAGGUCUCGGUUGUUUUACAUCAUACCAUAUAUUAUUGGGUUCUUGAUUUCAUUCCAUCUCGCGAUUAUCGCCGAUCUCAACGAUGAUCUAAUCGGAGAGUGUGUGUAUAAUGCGAAUCGUGGUUUCAGUCUUUUUUCAGGUCUUGUUAUUUUUACUGGACUUUUUUUCCUCCCGGCAUGUUUUAUGUCUUACUGCUACGGUCGAAUCUUGAUGGUGUUCCGUAAAAGAGCAAAGGCACGGCAAGAGAACGCUGCGAGAGGCCCAGGAGGUACUGAUAAGCCACCAAAUAAAAGAUCUUAUCACGUAUCCACGCAAAGAAACCUGGUGUACACGAUGUUGUUCGUCGUUAUUGGAUUCAUUUUUACGACUGCUCCUAACUUCACUAUGUACCUGGUGUAUAAUAUUUGUAGGUGUUUCGAAUUCAGCACCAUACUUGCACAUGAAAUAACUGUGCUCAUCUACGCAUGCAAUAUGUGUAUCAACCCGAUCAUUUACGGAGCGAAGAUGAAUGAAUUCCGCAGUGGUGUGCUAAACAUUUGGCGUAGAACAAUUAAGUUUCUGACGGGUGCGGACAUUGCAGACGAAUCAACGUGCGUUGAUAACUCUCUAUCUCAGAGUAACAACGAUACACUGAACAUUGAAAACAAUGAUAAGGAAUGACUAUUAUGUAUAUUAAGUUUGCAUACAUGUAAUUGUCUACCUAUCUAUCACCAUUUAAACAAUGUUAGAGAAUGCAUCGUCAAGUAGGCCCUAUGCCUAAAACGUGGCGCAUUAAAUAUUUAAAGAAAGUAUGGUGAUUUUAAAUUUUGAAUCUUGCUUACAGCAAUAAUGGAUCUUUCCGGAGUGUCAAUCAAACUUGAUAACUGACCAAUCAGAACAGGUCCCGGAAUAAGCGCGCGUCUCACAAACACACGUGUGUUGUUGUCCCACAAACGCACGUACGUGUUUUUGCGAAUGUUUUAGCACUUUUGUGGGACCUUAGCAACAAUAUCCAAGGGGCGGGGCUUAGCGAAAAGGUCUAUUAAGCAACAGUAAUGACAACAUAGCAGUAACAGUACUGUUAAUUGAUUUUGAAAGAAACUUAUUAAACUACAAUAAUAAUCACAUAUUAACUUUAUUACGACCACUGACAAUGUUCUGUAAAUACAAAUAUAGAAAGACAGAAAUGUUUUGCCUUUUCAAGUAUAACAGUAAUAACAACAUAGCAGUAACAGUACUGUUAAUUGAUUUUGAUAAGAAACUUAUUAACUACAAUAAUAAUCACAUAUUUACUUUAUUACGACCACUAAAAAUGUUCUGUAAAUACAAAUAUAGAAAGACAGAAAUGUAUUGCCUUUUCAAGUAUAAUUUUAAUAGGCCUUUUCCACGAAUCGGUUAGACAUCUUGAAGUGAUGACAAACAUUGCGAAUCAGCGGUGUGUAACCAACAGAAAUAAGAUAAGCUUUUGGGCUGAUUUUCUGACAUCAUGUUAUUUAAAAAAUCAUAACUCCAUAACGGGACGUCGUAUCGAAAAACUUUUCUCAGCAAAAUGUUCUUAAAAGACUAGUCUACACCACUAUAUGAUUGAAAAAUUGAAAAAAUGUUUUUGAUAUAUGAAAUCAAGUAGUGUAUUAACAUAGGUCUAUGCAUUACAGUGCAGUAGUACUAGUAAUACUUAGGACUAGCAUUGUUUUAGUUACCAUAUGAGAGUUUCCUGUGUUAAAAACAUGAUUUACUAUACUAUACUUCUUUAUAAAA
Anneissia japonica is the source of this 2389-nucleotide messenger RNA. Its product is annotated as trace amine-associated receptor 3-like. Gene Ontology annotation, cellular component: membrane. The transcript has 2 exons. Gene Ontology annotation, biological process: G protein-coupled receptor signaling pathway. Gene Ontology annotation, molecular function: G protein-coupled receptor activity. Lineage: Eukaryota; Metazoa; Echinodermata; Crinoidea; Comatulida; Comatulidae. Bases 251 to 1312 code for a protein of 353 amino acids. The record is from RefSeq and is a predicted model, not a curated record.